This is a messenger RNA of Dichomitus squalens LYAD-421 SS1, 153 nucleotides long. RefSeq lists its product as uncharacterized. The transcript has 2 exons. The record is from RefSeq and is a predicted model, not a curated record. The coding region runs from base 1 to 153 and encodes 50 amino acids. NCBI's taxonomy places the organism in Eukaryota, Fungi, Basidiomycota, Agaricomycetes, Polyporales, Polyporaceae.
AUGGUCAUCCCGCGCGAGGGUGACCUCGUCCGGCUCUACAUCCAGCUCGCGGACCGCGACCUUGUCACCGGCCGUGUGGACAAGAGCCGGAUCAACGAUGUCGCGGCGACUAGGCGCGUAGACUCGGGUCGACGUUCGGCGACGACCCCGUAG